Molecule: messenger RNA, 1731 nt
Organism: Leucoraja erinaceus (little skate)
Lineage: Eukaryota; Metazoa; Chordata; Chondrichthyes; Rajiformes; Rajidae
Gene: alx4a
Product: ALX homeobox 4a
Exons: 4
Coding region: 182-1273 (363 amino acids)
Biological process (GO): regulation of transcription by RNA polymerase II
Molecular function (GO): DNA-binding transcription activator activity, RNA polymerase II-specific; RNA polymerase II transcription regulatory region sequence-specific DNA binding
Source: RefSeq, a predicted model, not a curated record
CAUCUGCAAGCCCCUGCCUAUCGCCAAAAUACCGACAAAAGGACUUGACUGCCAGUCGCCUCCCUUCUACGCUCCGCGAUUGCCAGCCGCGCACAAGCCUGCUCCACGCCGCGCCGCGCCGCCACUCUGCCCCAAUCCUUUCCAUUGAGUCUUCGAGGGCGACUUGGGGAGGGGUGGGGGAAUGAACGGGGAGACGUGUGUGUCUUAUUGUGACAUGAGCAGCAUGGAUUCUUACUACAACCCGGGGCCGCAGGGGAGAGAACACCAGCACUCGCCCUUCAGAACAUUCCAGCCCGCUGACAAGUUCGGCCCCAAUUUCCUGCCCAACAAAGGCCAAAGUUACGGCGACAAGACGAGGAAUCCAUUUCAGCAGGAAUGCGAGCCGCUGGACGCCAACGUGCAAGCGUCGACGGGAGACAGCGCCUUUAACAAAUAUCUGUACAUGCAGAGCGCUGGCAGGACCAGCAAACCUCCCGCUAACAACAAGAAGAUUCAAGAUUCCAGUCACAACGGCGCCCUGAUCCCCUGCUACGCUAAAGACAGCGCGUUGGGGGAGUCGGAGUUGUCGCCGAGCGCCGAGCCCGGUCUGAUGGACAAUUAUCUCAGUGUGAAGGAGGGAGGCAUGAAAGGCAGCAACAGCGAGCUGCCCGGCGCCAUGGACAAGGGAGAGGGCGACAGCAACAAGGGCAAGAAGCGCCGGAACAGAACCACCUUCACCAGCUACCAGCUGGAGGAACUGGAGAAGGUUUUCCAAAAGACUCACUAUCCCGACGUCUACGCCCGAGAACAACUCGCGCUCAGGACCGACCUGACGGAAGCCCGUGUGCAGGUUUGGUUUCAGAACCGCAGAGCUAAAUGGAGGAAGAGGGAGCGCUUUGGACAAAUGCAGCAAGUUCGGAGCCACUUCUCCACCGCCUAUGAGUUGCCCAUUCUAACCCGGGAGAACUACGCACAGAUUCAGAAUCCGUCUUGGAUUGGCAACAACGGCGCCUCGUCUCCAGUGCCGGCCUGCGUGGUGCCCUGUGAAACUGUCACCUCCUGCAUGUCCCCGCACGCACACACACACGCAGGGGUGUCCGAGUUCCUGGGUGUCUCGGCUCCGGGCAGCCACGUGGGGCAAGGACACAUGGGUGGCCUCUUUGGCACCGCCGGGCUGGGGGCUGCCAUCAACACAUUCGACAUCAGCAAUGAGCCAGACCGAAAGUCAUCCAGCAUCGCGGCCUUAAGGAUGAAAGCCAAGGAGCACAGUGCAGCGAUAUCCUGGGCCACAUGAGUGACUUCAUGUCACACAUCCAAACACUGAAAAUAAUACAUGAUUACAUUAUGCUGGACUAAAGACAAACCAGAACAUGGAGAUUUAUAUGCAGCACUUUUCCUAUUAUAGGUUGGUAGGAUUAGAAAGGUUCACUUCUGUUUAGACAUAUUUAUAUUACACCCUUUGCUGAACGAGCUACACUGUAAGCUAUUCAAAAACACAAGUCUAAUUUGAAAGUGAUAUUCUGUGUAGUUUUAAAUAGUGAAGCUAGUUUUUUUGUAACAACGGGGUAUAACAGAAGUACUAAUUAAUUUAGCAGUAAGAAUUAAACAUAUUUCAGAGGAAAUAGCUUCUACUUUUUGACAAGUGUGAAACCAGACUGUGUGAAAGGGCCCCGACCCAAAACGUCACCUAUCCAUGUUCUCCACAGAUGCUGCCUGACCCGCUGAGUUACUCCAGCACUCUGUGUCUUUUAU